This is a messenger RNA of Papaver somniferum (opium poppy), 504 nucleotides long. RefSeq names its product late embryogenesis abundant protein 6-like. NCBI's taxonomy places the organism in Eukaryota, Viridiplantae, Streptophyta, Magnoliopsida, Ranunculales, Papaveraceae. Gene Ontology annotation, biological process: embryo development ending in seed dormancy. The transcript is spliced from 2 exons. The record is from RefSeq and is a predicted model, not a curated record. The coding region runs from base 1 to 504 and encodes 167 amino acids.
AUGCAAACUGCUAAGGAGAAGCUGAGUAAUGUAGCUAGUGCUGCCAAAGAGCACGCUAAAAUCUACAAAGCCAAAGUUGAUGAGAAGGCAGAGAAGGCGGCAGCAACAACACCAGAAGAGAAAGAGAUAGCACACCAGAGAAGGAAGGCUAAAGAAGCUGAAGCAAAGAUGGAAUUUCAUGCAGCCAAAGCUGAACACAAGGCUGAAACACUUGAUGCAAAAUAUAACCACCAUCACAAUCCGAUCACCGGCCACCAUGAUACGUAUGGGCAUCAUAAUCCGAUCACCGGCCACACUGAUACAUAUGGGCAUCAUAAUCCGAUCACGGGCCAUACUGAUACGUAUGGGCAUCGUGAAGUACCACUUGUUGGGGUACAUGGUGAGCACCAUGGACAUGGGCACCAUCACUUGACUACAGCGGGUACUACUUCGCCCACUACCACACUAGCAGACACGACUUAUCCGACUUUGGGUCAACACCAUCAAACAAACAAGUACCUGUAA